This is a messenger RNA of Racocetra fulgida, 176 nucleotides long. NCBI's taxonomy places the organism in Eukaryota, Fungi, Glomeromycota, Glomeromycetes, Diversisporales, Gigasporaceae. The record is from the annotation of a GenBank genome assembly.
CAUUAAAAUUACUUCCAUUUGCUACAACUCAAGAACGGCAAGAAACUGAAGCCCAAGUUCAUGCUGAAUUAUUGUCAUUUGAAAAUCAAAUGAAUAUUUCAAGUAGUGCUGAAAUCAAAAAAAGUAUAGUAACUAUUAGUGAAGAUCCUCAAGAUUCUCUAAGUACCGAAUUAUAG